AUGGGUCUCCAUCGGGUCAAGGUCGAGCCAGCCCCGCCUCACCUGCAUUUGCGCUCAAACAAGGGAAAAUUCGGCGGACUCGGUCGUAUCAGGGUCCAGCCAGUCUUGCGUCGCCAGCAAUCGCUCUCGAAAGUCGCAAGGCCGGGUGGACUCGCGUGUACAUGCGAGUGGUUACUCAAGUUCUGGCGUCGAAGUCAAAUCGGACAGCGGAGUCAGUACUCGGUUGAGCGGUUCCUUUCGUUUCGCGACUACUACCAGCACACGUCGACCGCCCGCGCAGUUGCUGUUUGUUUAUUCACACCAAUCCCCGCCGUCUUGGUCGCGCUUCUGACGGACUGCAUCCCGCUGAAAGCGCCUUCUGAUGGCUGGCGGUCUAAUUCUGCUUUUUGGAUUCGGUUGUUUAUCGACGUGUUUGCAAUCGCGGUGGGACUUUCUGCUCAAGUGAAAGAUGCAAUUGUGGAGGGAGCUAUCUCGAAUGGUGGUGCUGUUGUGGUCGCAUUUGGAACUGCCAUCUUUUUCAUAUUGCUAGCCAUCGCUAUUGUAGCAACGUGGCGCUUUCCGAUUCCUUUUGGUGGUAUACUAGCAAUUAUCCCGCUGAUUCUGCUCGAGGGGCUUCUUACGGUCAUGAUCGUUGGACCUCGUGUGAUAAUUCAACCAUCGGUACUUCGCCAGCAGGUUAAGGCGCAGUUUAUGAUUGUUGGAACUCAAGGU
Phytophthora sojae is the source of this 711-nucleotide messenger RNA. RefSeq lists its product as hypothetical. The annotation marks the transcript as partial. The transcript has a single exon. The record is from RefSeq and is a predicted model, not a curated record. NCBI's taxonomy places the organism in Eukaryota, Oomycota, Peronosporomycetes, Peronosporales, Peronosporaceae.